UCGUGAUCCCUGCCUUCUCUCACACUCUUACAGUUAACGAUAGGAAAGGAAGACAAAGCAUGUCCGCUGAAGCCAAGUUUAACAAAGCCGUUGAAAUCAUUCAGUCUUUGCCAAAAGAUGGCCCCGUCCAGCCUACUAAUGAUGACAGGCUCGUUUUUUAUAAAUACUUCAAGCAAGCUACCGUUGGGGAUGUCAACACUUCGCGCCCCGGCUUGCUCGAUUUCACGGGGAAGGCCAAGUGGGAUGCUUGGGACAGCGUAAAGGGUACAACGAAAGAAGAUGCCCACGUCAAAUAUGUCGAGUAUUUCAAGACAUUCGUUGAGAAGUCUGGAGCUGCUGAAGCGGCGGAUCUUAUCAAUCAGGUUGAGUCGGCUUCUUGAGAAAUGCUUGUUCUAACUGUGUGUAUCCCGAAUGUGAAUCGUAAUGUCGAAAAACUGUUGUACAAUGAACUAAAGUCCAUUUUGUGAGAGAAAAUACCAC
Molecule: messenger RNA, 480 nt
Organism: Cantharellus anzutake
Lineage: Eukaryota; Fungi; Basidiomycota; Agaricomycetes; Cantharellales; Hydnaceae
Product: acyl-CoA-binding protein
Exons: 4
Coding region: 60-380 (106 amino acids)
Biological process (GO): fatty acid metabolic process
Molecular function (GO): fatty-acyl-CoA binding
Source: RefSeq, a predicted model, not a curated record